Coccidioides posadasii C735 delta SOWgp is the source of this 813-nucleotide messenger RNA. RefSeq lists its product as uncharacterized. NCBI's taxonomy places the organism in Eukaryota, Fungi, Ascomycota, Eurotiomycetes, Onygenales, Onygenaceae. The record is from RefSeq and is a predicted model, not a curated record.
AUGUACUGGGUGGUGUUGUCGAUAGUGCUGCUGGUUGAAUCAUGGACUUUCUUUAUUGUUGGAUGGUUCCCAUUUUAUAGCUGGAUCCGCUUGUUCGCGCUUUCGUACCUCGUCCUUCCUCAAACUCAAGGUGCAAAGAAGCUAUAUCUCGAGCGUGUUGACCCUUUUCUUCAUCAAUACGAGCGCCAAAUCGAGGCGUUUAUUGGCGAGACGCAUGAACGUGCUAAAGAAGCAGGUCUCAACUACCUCUAUCAGGCAAUUGAUUUGAUUCGAGAAAAAGUGCUUGGAUUACCUCCAGUUUUGGCAGCCGAAGCUGCUCCUCCGCCUCCUGCGAGCGGACCCGCUUCCUACGCACAGACUCUCUUCUCCCGAUUCAACCUACCCGCUGGCACGGGUACAAAUCUCGCAGGGCCGGCAUCGGACCUUUUUUCUAUGCUCGGUUCAGCUGUAACAGCUGUCACAUCGACGGGAAAAAACCGCGAUACCCAAGCCGAGGAGCUUAGCGCCACUGGUUUGCUGCCACAUAACCUUGCAUCUGCGUCGAAGAACGAGCAGGCUAGCUACAUCGCUUCGCAAAAGGAGAAGCUCCGGAUCCUUCUCUCUGCUCUUGACCGGGAACAUCGAAACCUAGGACUCGAGGGCCGUGAGGAGGAUGAUCUAGCGUAUGGAACGAGCUACGAUUCCGACUCUCGUGGACUGAAGAAGAAUCAGAGCGAGAACUCGUUUGAAAACAUAGAUCAUGAGGAGCUGGGCGCUUCCUCAGCAUUUUAUAAAGAUGGCUCCGGGCGGAGACGACCUGGGAGGCACGAGUAA